CUCUCAGACGUAACACAAUGAAUUCAAAGAUUUUGCUGGUGUUGUGCCUGACAGCUGUUGCUGUGGCAGACAAGAGACCUUCCUUCACUUAUGGACCUCCAAGGGGUUCUUCUGAGGAAUCUGGUCCAGCUCAGUACAACUUCAACUGGGCUGUCGAUGACGACCCCUCAGGCAACGAGUUCGGUCACCAGGAGAGCCGCGACAACGACAACACCAAGGGGUCGUACAGCGUACAGCUCCCCGAUGGUCGUCUCCAGACUGUGACUUACUACGUGGACGGUGACUCAGGCUACGUGGCUGACGUCCAGUACCAGGGAGAAGCUCGCUACCCUGACUCUGACGAAGUCAGGGCCUACGCCCCUCCAAGACCAACAUAUGGAUAAGACCAUCUCUCAGAUCAACAUAUGGAUAAGACAAUCUCUCAGAUCAACAUAUGGAUAAGACCAUCUCUCAGAUCAACAUAUGGAUAAGACCAACUCUCAGACCAUCAUACGGUUAGGAGCAUCUCUUAAGAGAGCGUAUUAUAUAGCCCACCAGACUAACAUACUGAUAAUAAAUUCUCUAAAGUCAAGGGAAACCUACUGAUUAGCAUAUAUUGUAAUGUAAU
Messenger RNA from Cherax quadricarinatus, 607 nucleotides. Its product is annotated as pro-resilin-like. Lineage: Eukaryota; Metazoa; Arthropoda; Malacostraca; Decapoda; Parastacidae. The record is from RefSeq and is a predicted model, not a curated record. Gene Ontology annotation, cellular component: extracellular matrix.